GUUGUUAAAUAUUUUGGAAAAACCAAUCAUUCCGUGUGGAUGAUAUAACAAACUUCAUAAAGAAACAUUUUAUUGAAUAAUAUUGCUAACAGAUUUGUGAAUUAUGAAUAUGAUUAUCAUUGUGUGUGAAGCAUGCAAACAAGUAUCAUUAUAUAACCAAGGCUCAGAGAAUUAUUCAUCAGUUUACUGUUUACUUUCGCACUCGUAUGACUGUCGAGACGUUUAAUUCGUGCGGUGAAGAAAACUCUAUAUUCUACCUUGAAGAAAGAGUGAGCUGCAAAAAUGUCCCCAGAAAUAAAACAAAUUCAACAAAUUAAAUUCCACUUGCAAGACAAGGAAUACACCGUCAAUGUGGAGGAAGUGACCCCUAACACAUCUCUAAACACCUACAUCAGGAAAACGUUACAACUGACAGGCACGAAGGGUGUGUGCCAUGAAGGGGGUUGUGGUGCAUGCAUUGUUGUAUUGUACAGCAAAGAUGUAAACACAGAUAAAGAUAUCUAUCUAGCCGUAAAUUCGUGUCUCAUCCCUCUCCUGUCUUGUAAUGGCUGGAGAAUUUAUACGAUUGAAGGAAUAGGAGACCCUGUCAAGGGUUACCAUGUCAUCCAGCAAACUUUAGCGAAUUUUAACGGAACACAAUGCGGCGUGUGCUCUCCAGGAAUGGUGAUGAACAUGUACGCGUUAUACGAAUCAGGAAAAUUAACAAUGAAAGAAGUCGAAAACGCGUUUGGUGGCAAUAUAUGCCGCUGCACCGGUUAUAGGCCAAUACUUUCGGCUUUUAAAUCGCUGUGCACAGAUGCUAGUCCUGAGUUACUUGGUCAGUAUCCCGAUAUAGAGGACCUGAAGAUGUGCAAAAAAGAUAAAUGUGAAAAGAAGUGCCCGACAAAGUGUGACAGGGCGAAUAAAGAACCUUUCUAUCACCAGCUGGCCGAUUCGAGAUGGAUGAAGGUAUACUCUUUAAGUGAUUUACUUUCUGUUUUGCGAACGGCAGGCAAGGCGUCUUAUAAACUGGUCGCAGGAAAUACCGCGCAAGGAGUAUUUAGCUCCUACGGAGGCUCUGCUGAUAUCUACGUUGAUGUCAUGUCUGUCCCUGAAUUAAAAGUUCAUGAAUUUGUUGAUACUACGUAUGUAUUAGGAGCAAAUACAUCUUUAGCGAUUGCUAUGGAACUCUUCACCGAAGUAGGGAAAGAAAAGCCUCAAUUUGCUUAUCUCACACAAUUAGCUAAUCAUAUUGAUUUAGUUGCUAACGUUCCUGUGAGGAAUACUGGAACAAUAGCCGGGAAUCUUAUGAUCAAACACGACAACCACCAUUUUCCAUCCGACAUUUUUCUCAUUUUGGAAACAGUGGGAGCAAAACUAACAAUCACUGAUACUGAUGCACAAGAAGUCCAAAUGUCGCCAAAAGACUUCUUAAAUUACGACAUGACGUUAAAAGUUGUAAAAACUAUCGUUUUUCCGAGUUAUAACGUUGAUAAUGUAAAAUACGUGAGCUAUAAAAUUAUGCCACGAGCACAAAACACUCAUGCAAACGUAAAUGCCGGAUUUUUAUUCCAAUUCAACACUAACGGCACUCUAGAUUCUGCUAGAAUAGUCUAUGGAAACAUAAAUCCGACUUUUGCGCAUGCGUCAGAAACUGAAAAAUUAUUAACUGGGAAAAAUUUGUUUGACAACGCGGUUUUACAACAAGCAUUUGCCUCUUUAUUAGAUGAAUUAACAUGUGACUUAAUUCCACCUGAUCCGUCACCGGAAUAUAGAAAACAACUGGCGGUAGCACUUUUCUAUAAGGCAGUUCUGAGUAUUGCGCCCGCUGAUAAAUUAUCACCGAAGAACCAAUCAGGUGGUCCUAUUCUAGAAAGACCCAUAUCUACAGGUGUACAAGACUACGAAACCAACACCUCUCUCUACCCCUUGACGCAAGCGGUACCCAAAAUUGAAGCUCUUGCCCAAACUUCCGGACAAGCUCAAUACAUUCACGAUUUGCCCGAUGUUCCUCAUCAGUUGUUCGGUACGCUUAUUCUAGCAGAUGCCCCUCCAAACUCCAUUAUUAAAAAUAUAGACGCUAGCAAAGCUCUAGAAAUUGAAGGCAUUGUCGCAUUCUAUAGCAAAGACGAUAUUCCCGGCAAGAAUAACUUCAUGCCUUUGGACUUUUUCAAAGAAGAAGAAGAAAUUUUUUGUUCGGGGCGUGUUCUUUACCAUCACCAACCAAUCGGGAUUUUGGUUGGUAACUCUCAGGCCGUUGUACAAAGUGCAAUAAGCCUGAUUGAAGCAACCUACGAUCCUCCUACAGUAGCUCCGUUACUUACAGUACGGCAAAUUUUAAAAGAAGGUCGUACUGACCGAAUUCACGAUGGAAAAACAAUUCAACCGACGAGGAAAGGCACAGAUAUCACACAUGUGAUUAAGGGGACUUUUGACGUUUAUCAGCAGUACCACUUUCAUAUGGAAUCGCAAUGCUGCAGCGUCGUACCGAACGAAAACGGUAUAGACAUUUAUCCCUCAAGUCAGUGGAUGGAUCAAAUCCAAAUAGCUGUUUCUAAAAUGCUUGAAAUCCCUAGUAAUAAAAUUAACGUGACUGUACGUAGACUAGGUGGUGCCUUUGGUGGUAAAAUUAGUCGGAACGGGUUAGUGUCCUGUGCGACAGCUCUAGCAGCGUGGAAACUACACAAACCGGUAAAAGUCUAUAUGUCCCUCACAGAUAAUAUGCAUGCACUUGGAAAACGAUUCCCAUUUUCGACUGACUAUGAAGUCGGUCUUAACAAUCAAGGGAUUAUUCAAUAUAUGACAUGCACCCAUUAUUCGGACUUGGGGUCCAUUUCUAAUGAAAAUCCUGCCCAAAUAAUCGUUCUAGAUUUUAAGGGAAGUUACGUUAAUGACACUUUUAAACUAGAUAUGAAGUCAGUAAAUACUGAUACUCAUCACAACACGUGGACACGAGCUCCAGGUAGUACUGAAGCUUUGGGCUCGAUCGAAGCGAUAAUGGAACACUGUGCCAUGGAACUUGAUAUGGACCCCAUAGAACUUAGGAAAGCAAACUUUCCACAAGAUUCCCCGAUUUCGGAGUAUAUUGAUGAGUUAACAACAUGGGCGGAAAUUGAUAAGAGAAAACAGUCUAUACUAACAUUCAACAAGGAGAAUCGAUGGAAGAAGAAAGGUUUGUCUGUGGUACCUAUGACCUACUUUUUUGGACCCUUUGGUCCAUAUUCGGUCUUGGUCUCUAUACUUCAUGGUGAUGGAUCCGUCCAGAUAUCUCACGGAGGCAUCGAAAUGGGACAGGGCAUCAACACUAAAGCAGCCCAAGUGUGCGCGUACAAGCUUGGCAUUGAUUUAAAUUCCGUCGUCGUAAUUCCAAGUAAUAGUUUUACUACUCCGAAUAACGUGGUGUCCGGCGGAAGCCUCACUUCUGAAGCCGUCUGCUAUGGCGUAAUCCAAGCUUGCGACACAUUAAUAGCUAGGAUUAAACCAUACAAAGACAAACAACCCAAUGGUACUUGGAAGGAUUGGGUAAAGGCUUGCCACGGGGACUACGUCAAUUUAUCCGCCAUCGGAAUGUUUUCGCCAAAAGAACCUAAUGUUCAAGCAUACAAAAUUUACGGAGCCUGUGCUUGCGAAGUUCUGGUGGAUAUACUCACCGGUCAACAUAUUGUUAGCAGGGUCGAUCUACUUGAAGAUGUGGGCCAGUCUAUGAGUCCUCUAGUUGAUAUAGGGCAAAUUGAAGGUGCUUUUAUCAUGGGAUUGGGUUACUACACCACGGAAGAGAUUAUUCACAACUACGAAGGGAAAAUCUUGACGGAUAGAACUUGGAAUUAUCGCCCACCGGGCGCUAAAGACAUUCCGGUUGAUUUUAGGGUCCGAUUAAAAAAAAAUAAUCCCAAUCCGGCGGGCGUGUUACAUUCUAAAGCUACUGCAGAGCCUCCUUUAUGUCUGUCGAUAGCUGUACCGCUUGCGAUCAGGAACGCGGUAGCGUCAGCAAGAGUGGAUGCUGCGUCGACUAACGCAAAAUGGUUUCCUAUUAAUGGAACCACAACUAUAGAAAAAGUAUUCGUGGAAAGUUUAAAUAAUUUUAAGCAAUAUGUCUUGUAAAUUUGCUUCGAAUAAAUAUACUUUCUAUCUU
Messenger RNA from Zophobas morio, 4111 nucleotides. Its product is annotated as xanthine dehydrogenase-like. The record is from RefSeq and is a predicted model, not a curated record. The transcript has 17 exons. NCBI's taxonomy places the organism in Eukaryota, Metazoa, Arthropoda, Insecta, Coleoptera, Tenebrionidae. Gene Ontology annotation, molecular function: 2 iron, 2 sulfur cluster binding; iron ion binding; FAD binding. Bases 283 to 4080 code for a protein of 1265 amino acids.